CUGUUAGCUAGCUAGCAUGCUUUAGCAAGAGAGUUCCAUGAAUGAAGUUGUCCUGCCUGAGUGAUGUCGUCAUUGCCCUGUUACCACACACGAGGGUUCGCUAACUCUACUCUUGCCAACGUGUCGCGUAUCCUAACAUUACCAGUCGAUGGUGUAGAGCCGCCGCCCGGCUGAGCCCCGACAUGUUGUCAUCCAUGUGGUGCUGCUCCAGUGGGACUGGGAUCUUACUGGUGAAAACUGGCUCUGUCCUCGCGCUCAUUUUGCAGAACACUGUUCAUUUCAUGUUUCACACGGACCAGGACGUGAUCUGUGUCCCCAAGAGGUCUGCACCCAGUUCCCCAAGAGAAUAACAUCGAGCAGGAAAAGCCACAGGUCUGCUGCUGUGGAGAGACAAAUGGAAAUGAUGAUUGGGGAUGAUAGGAGUGAGGAGAAUCUUGUGAAGAAGAAGAAGAAGAAACAGAAGAAAGCACAAGCCUCUGUGCCUGAAAAUCCAACAGAGGUGAAAAAAGAAAGGAAGAAAAGCAAAACAGAUAAGACAGUGGUUAUAGAAGAUGAGUCGAAGGAUGGAGGUGAUGAAAAGAAAAAUAAGAAGAGGAAAAAUGUCAAUGAUUCUCUGAAUGAUGCCAGAGGUUCUGAUGCCACGGAAACGGCAAAGGAAGGAGUCAAGAAAAAGAAGAAGAAGAAGAAGAAGCAGCAGGUAGAUGAUGUAAAUAAUGAGGAAACUGCACAGAGUUCAGGUAAUGAAGAAAUGGAAAAGAAAUUAAAGAAUAAUACUGUGCACAGUAAAGCUGAAAAUGUAAAGAUACAGAAAGAAGAAGAACAGCCGGGUGGAAAGGAUGAAGAGCCAAAGAAAGCUAAGAAAAGAAAAAACAAUAUUUUGUCUGUAAACACAGAAGUGACUGAAGAGCUUAGUAAAGGAAAGAAAAAGAAGAAAAAGAAAACCUCGGAGGAAGAAACGACUGAAGCUAUUGAUGAAGUGACUACAACGAAAAAGAAAGCUGUAGUGGGCGAGAAUGAACUGAAGCUAGAAACAACAGCAGCAGGAGGUACUGGGGGUGAGGAGGUAACGGUGAAGAAGAAGAAGAAGAAGAACAAGGCUGAAAAUGGAGACGAAACGCCUGAGAUCCAAGGGAGCAAAGCCAAAAAGACAGAAACAGACAGUAUGCUGGACGAGAGUGGGAUUCUUUUAGAGGAAGGGAAGACAGAGCAAAAGAAAAAAGGUAAAGGUAGGAAAGCUUCUGUGGAGGUCACCGAAGUAGAAGAUACAGAGCCCAAGAAAAAGAAGAGGAAAAAGGGAAGCUCAAAGGGAGAGGAAGAGCGGCCAUUAAUCAAAUGUGAAGAAAAUGAGGAGGCCGGUGACAUAACAAGCAAGAAAAUCCAAAAGAAGAAGAGCUCUGCUGAGGUGACACAGACGAAGAAAGAGGUUGGAGUUGAAACUGGUGCAAAGAAGAAGAAAAAGAAAAAGAUCGAAGAGGAGGCCCCUCAGAUGGACGCAGUGUUUCUGUCAGAGAAGAAUGGAAACAAGGAGAGAAGACCGGUGCUGCAGAUGGAGAAUCACAAGGCCUCUCAACCUGAAAAACCAGCUCUACCAUCGGGUUUGGGUCAGUGGAGCACCGCUCGGUUCGAUAGCUCUGACCAGCAGCAGAAGUUCCUCCGUCUGAUGGGCGGCUUCAAAAAGAACUUCCAACCUGCUGCGGCGAGCACUGAUGGAGCAAAUAUGGCGAUGGGGCAAGAUGCACAGCAGAAGCUGCAACAAGGGCUUCUGGGAGAGUUUGAGCGUGCUCACACGCGCAGAAUGGACUUCAGUAACAAAGGGGCAGGGCUUGGGUUUUCUGCACCAUCCAAUAAGAAGUUCUCUAUUGACAUCAACACAAGUCGAUCAAUUCGCUUUGAUGAUUAACAUAAUUGUGAUGAAAAGUAAUCUUUGUGCAUGUUUACUUUUAUUUAUGGAUUCAUACUUUGCUGUCUGCUAAGGUCGACUGGAGAACCUUUUAACUUGUGGAGAUGUGAUCAUCAGCCAUUGAACACAAGACCAAACGCCAUUUGUACAUGCUGUAUAUUAAACAUCCUCUCCCUUGAGGAACUGGACUGCUAUUACAUAUGAAAUAAGAACCACUUUUGGUUUAUUGCAAGGUCAAAUUUCACUUUACACUGGUGAAAAAUGUCAAUCUUGUAUUUUCAGAUUUUAUAUUUUAGAUCUAAAUUUGACAAAUUAUUUUUAUAUUGGCAAGUUACUACAAUCUGCAGAUGCCCCAUUGAUUUUACCUGUAACAUUAAAUAGUUCGACAUUUUAUUUUCAAAAGAGGUGACAAAUGUGACGAUAUAAAAUCAUGUGUAGGAAGAAAUGUUUGUUUUUGUCAGUUGAGUGGAUGUAUGGAUCUGUUAACGAACUGAGAAAAUCACUUAGUUUCAUAUUAAGUGCAAAAUAACAUCACUUAAAGUAAUAUUUGUAUAAAAGAAAAACUUGCUUUCAUUGUUUUAUUUUAUUCCAGUCUUGCGCAUUACAUCUGCUGUAAAGUGAAAGAAUAAAGAAGAAGAAAAGUUCCCUUUA
Messenger RNA from Platichthys flesus (European flounder), 2551 nucleotides. It is a transcript of the gene knop1, whose product is annotated as lysine-rich nucleolar protein 1. The transcript is spliced from 5 exons. The record is from RefSeq and is a predicted model, not a curated record. The coding region runs from base 395 to 1900 and encodes 501 amino acids. Lineage: Eukaryota; Metazoa; Chordata; Actinopteri; Pleuronectiformes; Pleuronectidae.